Messenger RNA from Pipistrellus nathusii (Nathusius's pipistrelle), 300 nucleotides. NCBI's taxonomy places the organism in Eukaryota, Metazoa, Chordata, Mammalia, Chiroptera, Vespertilionidae. The record is from the annotation of a GenBank genome assembly.
AUGGGGGCCUCUCAUUUUCAUCAAAAUGUGGUCUCUAAGGUCACACAGCAACUCUGGCGCUUCCCCAUGGCAGUUCCCCACUGGUGUCUGUAUUUCCAUACCUCAAAGGCUCAGCCCCCACUAACAGGCUGCAAGAACACCUCAGAGACAACGCAGAGGAAACACAGGAAAGGGAGUUGUGUGACAAGAGAAGAACGGGACCUUCGCGUCACACUUGCUGGUGAGCUCACCCACACCCGUGUGUGCACGUGGCACAUGCAUAAACGCAGCACAGAACGAACGGGGAGCCACAGUGGGUGA